CGGAAAAUCAAUUAUUGACGUAGAUGACAGAAAGGCUGUGAUUUGAUUGGUUGUUGAACUUGCCUUUGGCUGUCAAAGUCGAGUGUCAUUGUCAAAAUGUAAUCGAUUUUAUGAAUUAUCAAAAUUUAAUUUUGUUUAAAGUUAAAAUUGUGCCUACUGCCUUGUGAACAAUGAACGUGUUGGUGCAAAAUUUAGUUCGAACAUUUUUGAAAACGACGAAGUGAUACAUUGAUGAGAUAGGAAAUAGGAUAUUAUGCUUUCUCUUUAAGGAAACUACUAUAAUGUUCCAGAUUAUUUAGUGCAAGUGUAUUUUAUUUCAGUACUUUAUAGUCACCAAAUGUUUUGUCAUACAAAGCCACCUAAGAUUUCCACAAAUUAUUUUGUUUCAAUAUUUUUGUUGAUGAACGCAUAAUUUAAAAUUCAAUAUAUAAAAUAAAAUGCAGACUUCAACCUUUGUGGAUGAUUGGCUAUGUUACAACACAAUUUUGGGUGAAGGAGCCUAUGGAGAAGUCAAACUUCUCAUCCACAAGAAGUCACAGGAGAAAAUUGCCUGUAAAAUCAUUGAUCACCAUAAAUACAAAGAUGCCUCUGCAGCAAUCAAUAGAGAAGUAACUAUUCAUAAACUAUUGGAUCAUGAAAAUAUUAUUAAAUAUUUUGGAAGAAGACAAGAACCUCUCAAGGAAUAUAUUUUUUUAGAAUAUGCAGCUGGUGGAGAAUUAUUUCAACUUAUUGAACCAGAUGUUGGUAUGCCACCAGCCAAUACCCAAAUGUACAUGAAACAACUCUUAUGUGGGGUCAGUUAUCUUCACUCAAAAGGAAUAGCACACAGAGAUAUCAAACCAGAAAAUUUAUUGAUAAGCAUUGAUGGUAUUCUCAAAAUCAGUGAUUUUGGCAUGGCAACUCUUUUCAGGUUCAAAGGCAGAGAAAGACUUCUUGAUAAAAAGUGUGGUACAAAGCCCUAUUUAGCUCCUGAAGUGCUGCAAAGGCCCUAUAAGGCCCCUGCUGCAGAUUUAUGGAGCUGUGGAAUAGUUUUUGUAGCAAUGAUGACAGGGGAACUUCCUUGGGCUGAAGCCACUGAUAAAAAUGAGGAAUUCCUCAAGUGGAAGAAUGAUAUUUAUAUAUCUGAAACCCCAUGGGCAAAACUAGGUAAUACUGCUUUGAGUUUGGCAAGGCAAAUAUUGAAUGUGGAUUCAAUGAGGCGUUUGAAGCUAGAGCAGAUUGAGCGGCACCCUUGGAUGAGAUUGGAAUUCAGUUUUGUGAUAUCCGGCAACCCUUUAAUUCGCUCGACAGAGAACAGCUCCGACUCGUCUGAGGACGGCUCCGAAAAACCCGCGAAACGCUGGAAUUCCAUGGUGGAAGCGGAAACGCGCAUGAACCGAGACACACCCACCGUCACCCAAUCACAACCGACCAUCAGCCACCGGCACUCCACAAUCAUGGAGGCCGUGGACAGCUUGCGCAACACGAGGCGCGAUCAAGUGUGCUUCUCGCAACCCACGCAAAACGAGGAUCUGGUGCUGCAGUUCACGCAGAGCCCUAUCACCAAGGACAACUUCCAGGAUCUGAUCAAGCGGCUGACGAGGUUUUAUGUGAAGACUGGGUUGGAGAAGACGCUGGAGGUGCUUUGCACGGUUUUGGAUUCGUUGCACUAUGGGUGGACGACUGAUGCUAAUGGGGCGGUGUCGGUGACAACUGUCGAUUCUUGCAAGAACCAAUUGACAUUCAAGGCCAAUCUAUUUGACAUGGACGGAAAGAUUCUACUAGAUUUUAGGUUAUCCAAAGGCUGUGGUUUACAAUUCAAGAAGAAAUUCUUGAAGCUCAAAGAAUGUCUCAGUGAUAUUAUCGAUAAUAAAGAUGUAAAAAUUUGAUGAUGACUUACGAAUUCCGUUAGUUGAAGUAUUUUUGAUCAUGACAGUUUGAUACCAUUAAGAUAAUGAAAUGUUCAUAAUUAAGUUGGAAAUGUUUGUACUUGUUGUAUUAUUUGUUGUAUUUGAUUUUGUUACUUCUAGUUUAUGAUGUUGGGAUGGAAAAAAUAAAUGCUGUAUCUUUUGU
Messenger RNA from Phaedon cochleariae (mustard beetle), 2052 nucleotides. The record is from the annotation of a GenBank genome assembly. Lineage: Eukaryota; Metazoa; Arthropoda; Insecta; Coleoptera; Chrysomelidae.